Molecule: messenger RNA, 675 nt
Organism: Penicillium pulvis
Lineage: Eukaryota; Fungi; Ascomycota; Eurotiomycetes; Eurotiales; Aspergillaceae
Exons: 1
Coding region: 1-675 (224 amino acids)
Source: RefSeq, a predicted model, not a curated record
AUGGUGAAGGCUCUGUCAAUCCCCGGGCUUGGCGGUGCCCCGGCUGUAAUCUUUCACACGAGCAUUUCCCUACUACUUACACUUGCUGGUGUGAGAAGGAGGCUGAUCCUAGGCCAUUUCCUGGUCUACCUCCCCACUCUUGUGGCCAGACAUGUUCCCGCCCUCGCAAGGGCUGCCCUCAUCCGUGUGACACGACUUGUCACGCUGGUCCAUGUGCUCCUUGUACGGCAAUGGGACCAACCCAGGACUGCUUUUGUGGUCGAAAUUCUACCACAAAACGGUGUCAGGACACUGAUUAUGAACAGGGUUGGAGCUGCGGAGAGAUCUGCGGUGACCUUCUUCCCUGUGGAGAACAUUUCUGCCCUCUCCCAUGUCAUGAAGGGUUAUGUGGUGCUUGUGAAAUCAAGAUCGACGCCCGUUGUUAUUGCGGGAAAGUUCAAACCGAAAUGCUAUGCAGCUCCAAGGAAGAUGAAAUGGACAGCCAGACUAUUCAUGCUGAUGGGACGGAGGAAGAAUGGACAGGGCUUUUCAGCUGCACUGAUCUUUGCAACCGGACCUUCGACUGUGGAGUACAUUCAUGCCAAAAGGCCUGCCACCCCCAAGAAUUGCUUCCUGCGCAUUGCCCCAAAUCACCGGACGUUGUUAUCCGAUGCCCAUGUGGCAAAACACAUUUAA